AUGGAGUCACCAGACGCGAGGAACGCUGUUCAGCUGGAUGGAUUCAAACCCAGACCUCCUCUGUCUGCAGGCAAUGCCAAGGUAGCGCACGGGGGGUUUGAUGGGCCUGCCUACGACAACUGCAGUGGUUAUGGGAGCAGGGUAGCAUCUCUUGGAUCUGAUGCUCUAUCUGCUUAUGAGACUCUGGACCCCCCGCCACACUAUGACUUCUACGGAAAGACCGAAGUGUUUGGCCGACAGAAGCGCUUCAGGCCAUCUCUGUUUCAGCUGCAUAACGACCCUAAGGACUCCAGCCCUCCCAUUUAUGAGGAGACAAACACUGAACAGAUCACAGGAGAAGACAGCUCAGAGGAGGACGAGGGGGAGCAGAAGGAGCCACCUCCUGAACCUACUCGCUUUGGCUGGAUACAUGGAGUCAUGAUCCGUUGCAUGUUGAAUAUCUGGGGGGUGAUCUUGUACUUGAGGUUGCCUUGGAUCACUGCUCAAGCCGGUAUAGGCCUGACCUGGGUGAUCAUCCUGCUAUCCUCCUGUAUAACUGGGAUCACUGGUCUCUCAACCUCCGCCAUCGCUACCAAUGGCAAGGUCAAAAAAGGUGGGACUUACUUUCUGAUCAGUCGGAGCCUCGGCCCAGAGCUGGGUGGGUCCAUCGGUCUGAUCUUUGCUUUUGCCAAUGCCGUAGCUGUGGCCAUGCACACUGUGGGCUUUGCUGAGACGGUUACAGACCUAAUGUAUGAACACGGAGCUGUCAUGGUGGACCGAAUCAAUGACAUCCGCAUCAUUGGCAUCAUUACGGUCACUUGUCUACUUGGUAUCUCACUGGCUGGCAUGUCAUGGGAGUCAAAGGCACAGAUUGUGUUCUUCUUUCUCAUCAUACUGUCAUUUGCCAGUUAUAUUGUUGGAACGAUCAUUCCUGCUUCCCCAGAGAAACAAGCCAAGGGUUUCUUCAGCUACAAAGCUGAUAUAUUUGCCACCAAUUUUGUACCCGGCUGGAGGGGACCGGAGGGCAGUUUCUUUGGCAUGUUCUCUAUUUUCUUCCCCUCUGCCACCGGCAUUCUGGCAGGAGCUAACAUCUCAGGAGAUCUGAGGAAUCCAGCAGUGGCCAUCCCCAGAGGAACACUUAUGGCAAUAUUCUGGACCACCAUUUCUUACCUCAUCAUCUCUGCAACCAUUGGAUCCUGUGUGGUGCGGGAUGCGUCCGGCCUGUUAAACGACACGCUGCUACCAACCACAUUGAGUGAGGAUUGUGUGGGUUUAGCCUGCCAACAUGGAUGGGACUUCACUGAGUGUAUCGCCAAUAAAACCUGCCCGUAUGGCCUCAGUAAUUACUAUCAGUCCAUCGGCCUGGUGUCAGCUUUCGCCCCUCUCAUCACUGCUGGUAUAUUUGGAGCGACACUCUCUUCUGCUUUAGCCUGCCUGGUGUCUGCUCCCAAAGUCUUUGAGUGUCUGUGCAAGGACAAACUGUACCCUUUCAUCGGAAUCUUUGGGAAAGGUUACGGAAAGAAUGAAGAACCGCUCAGAGGCUACCUGCUAACGUACGUCAUCGCCGCCUGCUUCAUUCUCAUCGCCGAGUUGAACACCAUCGCUCCCAUCAUCUCCAACUUCUUCCUCUGCUCUUACACUCUCAUCAACUUCAGCUGCUUCCACGCCUCCAUCACCAAUUCUCCAGGUUGGCGUCCGUCCUUCAGGUUCUACAACAAGUGGCUGUCCUUGCUGUGCGCUGUGAUUUGUGUGGUCCUUAUGUUCUUGCUGACUUGGUGGGCAGCCCUCAUUGCCUUUGGCGUUGUCUUCUUGCUUUUGGGAUACACACUCUACAAGAAGCCUGAGGUCAACUGGGGCUCCUCAGUGCAGGCGAGCUCCUACAACAGGGCUCUGAGCCAGUGUGCAGUGCUCAACCAUGUGGAGGACCAUGUCAAGAACUACAGACCCCAGUGUUUGGUGCUAACGGGCCCCCCCAGCAGCCGGCCAGCACUGGUGGAUCUCAUCAGCUGUUUGACAAAGGACCUUAGUCUCAUGAUUUGUGGUAAUGUGGUCACUGCUGGUCCCCCCCCAUCGGUGGUGCAAGAGGCGAGCAGCGAAAGUCAUGUGACUUGGUUGAACAAACGGAAGGUCAGCUCGUUCUACAGAGGUGUGGUGGCUGCAGAGCUACGAACAGGAGCUAACAUGCUGCUACAGGGGGCAGGUUUAGGUCGUAUUAAGCCAAAUGUUCUACUGAUGGGUUUCAAGAUGAACUUCAGUAGUGAUACACCUCAGGCUGCACACGACUACAUAGCAAUACUGCAUGAUGCUUUCGACCUGCGGUACGGCGUGUGCCUACUGAGAAUGAAGGAGGGACUGGAUGUCUCGCAAUCAUCUCAAUCACACGUUAAUCCAGGUUUUGUUGGAGGACCAGAGGCCAUUCACACCAUUUCUUCCCCUUCCCACUUUCAAACAACAAAUACAUCUUUUGUCCCCAUUGAAGCGGACCCUCAGCGUAGUUCGGUGUUCCAGAAAAAACAAGGAAAGAAAACCAUCGACGUGUACUGGCUGUCUGAUGACGGAGGUCUCACCUUGCUGCUGCCCUACCUGCUGACCCGGAGGAAGCGAUGGGCCCGAUGUAAGGUCCGCAUCUUUGUGGGAGGAGAUGCAGACACGAAGGAAGAGCAGAAACAGGAAGUGAUCGCACUAAUCAAGAAGUUCCGUCUUGGUUUCCAUGACGUUGAAGUGCUUCCUGACAUCUACCAGAGCCCCCAGCCUGAGAGUGUUCAUCAGUUUGAGAAAACGCUGGAUCGCUUCAGGCUGCAUACAAACCCCAAACAGGACUGUGAUUCUGGGACUGCGAGCCAGCAGGAGGACUCAUGGAGGAUCACUGAGCAGGAUUUGGAGAGGAAUCGAGCCAAGUCCCUCCGUCAAAUCCGUCUUAAUGAGGUCUUGAAGGAUUAUUCCAGAGAAGCCGCUCUGAUUGUAAUCACCAUGCCGGUGGGGAUGAAAGGAGUGUGUCCCAACACUCUCUACCUGGCGUGGCUUGACUACUUGUCACGUGAUCUGAGACCUCCAGUCCUGUUGGUCAGAGGCAACCAGGAAAAUGUCCUCACCUUCUACUGCCAGUGAAAUGUCUUCUUGAGAGCAAUUACUCACCAACAUCCUGGCAUUUUCUUCCUGAUUUACAAAUGUCAAUGCCUUAAUGACUAUUUAUCCAAAAAUCCUGAGAUCCUAAUGAAUGUAUGAUGCAUGUAUCUUUUAAUUGCAGUUCUUCCCAUUUAUUUUGAAAAAUGAAUUCCUGCAAACGUAAACCACUGUAAAGUGUAUAUUUAAAACAUAUUGAAUGUGAUUGACAAAAAUACACUGCUCAAAAAAAUCAAAAGACACUUUGAAAAACUUUAACAUUGUUUAUCAGAUAGCAUAUACGUAAACAACAUUUAGCCUAAAGUUUAGAAGUGAUAUGUACUCAAAAUGAAUGUAGGAAGUUCUAGACAGAGGAGGACCAUCCGUGGCGCUAGGUACGCACCAACUUUUAACCAACCGAGAGCCAGCUCCGUCCCUGUUAGUAAACCAGAAACCACAGGUGAAUACUGUUGUAAUGUAUAUAGCCCAAUGUGGUUCUUUGUUCGUGGUUCUUCAAUGGCAAAGUCAGAUUAGUGGCCUGUGGACUGCGAAAGCUCAAGAAACCUCUGUAUUUUUUAUUAAAACAACU
This is a messenger RNA of Pungitius pungitius (ninespine stickleback), 3670 nucleotides long. It is a transcript of the gene slc12a3, whose product is annotated as solute carrier family 12 member 3. Gene Ontology annotation, biological process: sodium ion homeostasis; sodium ion transmembrane transport; chloride transmembrane transport. The transcript is spliced from 26 exons. Bases 1 to 3087 code for a protein of 1028 amino acids. The record is from RefSeq and is a predicted model, not a curated record. Lineage: Eukaryota; Metazoa; Chordata; Actinopteri; Perciformes; Gasterosteidae. Gene Ontology annotation, cellular component: apical plasma membrane. Gene Ontology annotation, molecular function: sodium:potassium:chloride symporter activity.